Messenger RNA from Carassius gibelio (silver crucian carp), 9370 nucleotides. Its product is annotated as integrin alpha-X. The transcript has 31 exons. Gene Ontology annotation, molecular function: integrin binding. Gene Ontology annotation, cellular component: integrin complex; external side of plasma membrane. The record is from RefSeq and is a predicted model, not a curated record. Gene Ontology annotation, biological process: integrin-mediated signaling pathway; cell adhesion mediated by integrin; cell-matrix adhesion. The coding region runs from base 135 to 3560 and encodes 1141 amino acids. NCBI's taxonomy places the organism in Eukaryota, Metazoa, Chordata, Actinopteri, Cypriniformes, Cyprinidae.
GAAAACAUGAAGAACAUCGGACUUUGCGAGUGACCCAUCGCGUGUUGGUAGAGGCGUUUACCAAAGUUUGCUUUGCCGAUUGCGAAACGUGAUUGGUAAACCGUUUGCCAGAAUAUACCCUGACCCAGACGGUUAUGAUGGACCAGAACUUUUGCAUUAUAUUAUGCAUCUUUUUUGUAUCUCAGUCGGUGAUGGCUUUUAACAUUGAUCCUUCUACAUGGAAAAUGUUCACUCCAAAAGAGAAAGUAUCCUUUGGCUAUAAGAUUAUACAGAAAGACACAUCAAGUCUGAUUGUGAGUGAUCCUUUAAUUCAAACCGGAGAUAAACGAGGACAGAUUUAUAACUGUGCGGUCACAGAUGGAACCUGCUCAUCACUGAACAUCAAUGUUCCUCCAGAAGCUGUCAACAUGUCUCUUGGGCUUUCCAUGGUUCAAGAUCCACAAUCUUCAAAAGUGGUGGUUUGUGGCCCAACCAUUCCAAAGAAAUGUGUAGCAGCUACCAACUACAGAGGCAUGUGCUUUAUCCAAGAAAACAAUAAUUUUAAACCACCAUUCCCCAACGCUAUAUACCAAGAUUGUCCUGGUCAGAUUGACAUAGCUUUUCUAUUAGAUGGAUCUGGGAGUGUAGGAUCUUAUGAUUUUGAGAUCAUGAAGACUUUUGUGACAAAUAUAAUCAAACGUUUUACUGGGCGGGAUGGACAGUUUGCCAUUGCUCAAUACUCCAGAUAUUGUACUAUUCACUACAAUUUCAUUGAACUCAAAACUGAAGACUACAGAUGGGAAUCUAAGGUGAAAGGUAUCAAUUACUUCGGUGGUGGCACUUACACUGCAUCAGCCAUCCGAAAACUUGUGGACGAGCUAUUUACUCCAGGUGGAGGGGCAAGACCAUCAGCCAAAAAAAUCUUGCUUGUUAUUACUGAUGGAGAGUCUCAUGACUCGAGAUCAUUGAAAUCUGUAACAUCACAGGCAGAUGCAAAGAACAUAGUACGAUUCGCAAUUGGGGUUGGCGAUGCUUUUAAUAAAUACAGUGCAAGAGAGGAGUUAAAGACAAUUGCUUCUGAUCCAGAGAAAGAUCAUGUUUUUAAAGUGACUGACUAUAGUGCACUAAAUAAUAUUCUUCAAAAACUGGAAGAGAACAUUAUUGGCAUUGAAGGAACUCAGACUUCAGGGGACUCCUCUAGAAUGGAGUUUGCACAGGAUGGAUUCAGCACAGCCUUCACACCAUAUGGAAGUGUGUUGAUGAGUGCUGUUGGAGCUUUCCAGUGGAAAGGUGGUUACCAGGAAGAUGAUUCAAGUAGCUCCUUUCAAGCAGGCAAUGAGCAUGAUAGCUAUCUAGGUUAUUCGAUGGCUGUUGCAACAGUUUCAGGGACCAGCUAUGCUAUUCUUGGAGCACCAAGAUACAAGCAUCGAGGAAGAGUCAUUGUAUCACGUAUCAGAACCAAUCAAAACAAAGAGCUGGAAUUUCCCAUGCCUCAGAUUGGCUCAUAUUUUGGAGCUGAGGUUUGUGUGGUGGAUUUGAACAGUGACUCCAGAACAGACCUCCUGUUGGUAUCAGCACCAAUGUACAUGGAGCCUGACCGGGAGGGCAAAGUGUUUGUUUACAUCUUUACGAGUCAGUUCACUUUUUCUGGUGUGGUGCUGGUGGGAAUGUCAAGUCAGAGGGGUCGGUUUGGUUCUUCUCUUGCCAGUCCAGCAGAUCUAAAUAAUGAUGGUUAUAUGGAUGUGCUGAUUGGAGCUCCUUUAGAGGAUGACGGACGGGGCAGUGUCUACAUAUUCAAUGGAGGAGUAGAUCAAAUAGAUCCCAAAUAUUCACAGAGGAUUGCUGGAUCAUUGGCACAAUCAGGUUUGCAGUUCUUUGGGAUUUCAUUGAGUCAGUCAUCUCUAGACCAGAGUGGUGACAGCCUUCCUGAUAUUGCUGUUGGGUCCAUGGGAGCAGUUCUGCUUCUUAGGUCCAGGCCCAUCGUGCGCUUGGGAAACAAAGUAACUUAUAACCCAUCCAAAAUACCAACCAAUGUAACAGACUGCACAAAGACAUUGCAAAAUACCCUGACCGUGUGCUUCAACAUUAAUGGAUUCAAACGUGGCCUAACAGAUUUAGCUGCAAAUAUUAAUUACACCAUAACUCUGGAUGCCAAGCGACAGAAAUAUCGAGCAUAUUUCUCGUUCAAAAACCGCCUCCACAAUAAUGUGAUGAAAAUUAAAUUGCAAGAAGUUUGCAAAAAUCAUAUUUUUUUCAUAGAGGCUUGUCCAGAAGAUGCUCUGAACCCAUUGUCCAAUCAGUUACAUUUUACAUUUGAGGGUCUACCGUCUAGAACAAUGCAAAACUUGCGGCCAAUACUCAAUCAAAAUAUAAAGACCACCACAGACCACAAUCUAGAUUUUGAGAGAGACUGUGGAACUGAUUAUACAUGUAUCGAUAACUUAAGAAUGGAUUUUAAUUUCUCUGGAGCUAGAAAUAUAGAGGUUGGGAUCAUGCAGGAGAUCAAUGUGACCGUGUUUGUAGAGAACAGAGGAGAACACUCGUACAACACAGAGUUCAAACUUAACUACCCCUUUGGACUUUCCUACAGGAGAAUCACAUCUAAACAGGGCAGAGUGGAGUGUGUGUCUCUGGAUGGUGUGCAAGGAGUUAAACCAGGAGAAACCACCUGCUACAUCAGUAAACCCAUCCUCAAGGGCAACUCUCAGGUUGUGUUUGAGUUUACAUACAGUAUUACUAAAGAAAUUUCACUGGGCCAAAAUGUGAUGUUUAAGGCUGCGGUCACAAGUGGAAAUGACAAACAUUCUCAAGAGAGUGAGUUACUCAAAGAAAAGACCAUUGGCGUCAAAUAUGGCAUCUCUAUUGCCAUGAUAAGGGAUGAUCAUUCCACCAUCCACAUUCGUUUUACUUCAGGGAAAAAGGAUCUUAUGAAACCAGUCCAGCAGAUAAUAAAGAUUGAAAAUGAGUUUAGAGAAUUAACUUUCAAGGUUUUCAUCAGAGUACCAGUGAAAGUUGGUGAUGCUGAUAUCUGGAGUAAUUCAAGUCUGCAAAUUUCUGGCUGUAAAUGGGAGAAAACGACAAAGCCUGUUAUUGCCAAUUUUAUGGACAUUAUUAAAGGUCAACUUACAGUGAACUGCUCUGUGGCGGAGUGUUCCGAGUUCAGCUGUGACGUCACUCUUAUAAAGAAUGAAAAGAUGUUCUAUAAUAUAACUGGCAAUGUAAACUCUGGAUGGAUUGAGCAGAUUGGACUCGGAGCUGCUGUUUUUCAGCUGGUCAGUUCAGCAUCUAUGGAUUAUGACAAGAGCAAAUAUGUUUUAUUUUACUCUGAUUCUCAACAAACUGCACCAUCUGUUCAGAUUAAUACUCGAGUGGAGGUGUAUGAGGAGGUUAAUACUCAAGUGGAGGUGUAUGAGGAGGAUAAUCUGACUAAAGAGAUCAUUGGGGGUGUAAUAGGAGGACUGCUGCUUCUGACUCUCAUAACAGGGGUCCUCUAUAAGGCUGGGUUCUUCAAAAGCCAGUACAGGGAGAUGCUGGAGGAGGCACAGCGGGAUGCAGGAGGACAGCCAAACAUGUCACACUAAUCUGCAAUCAUUCCAUUUUAAGAUAUUAGUGUGUUUUGUGUGUGGUUGAGAAUGAAACAUGAAUUUAUUUGUCAGCUCAGAAUGAAAUGUUGUAUUUCGGCCUAACUUUGAACACUUAAUAAGAAUGAUAUUAGGAUAUCAAAUCACAUCACUAUUCAUUGUUAUCAAGAGGGUCUGGCUGCAGACUUGUACUUGAACUCUCAGACUUGCACUCUGACACUUGCACUUCCGCUAGUGACAUCACUUCUUCUUCUUCUUCUUUCGGCUUUUCCCUUCAGGGGUCGCCACAGCGAAUCAUCUCUAUCCACCUAUCCCUAUCUUCUGCAUCCUUAACACUUGCAUCCACUUGCUUCAAAUCCUCAUUAAUUCCAUCUAUAUACCUCCUCUUUGGUCUUCCUCUUUGCCUCCUGCCUGGCAGCUCCAUGUCCAACAUUCUCCUACCAAUAUACUCACUCUCCCUCCUCUGAACAUGUCCAAACCAUCUUAAUCUGGCCUCCCUAACUUUGUCUCCCAAACGUCCAACAUGAGCUGUCCCUCUGAUGUACUCGUUCCUAAUCCUGUCCAAUCUUGUCACUCCCAAAGAUAACCUCAACAUUUUCAGCUCUGCUACCUCUAGCUCUGAUUCCUGUUUCUUCCUCAGUGCCACUGUCUCUAAACCAUACAACAUAGCUGGUCUCACCACUGUCCUGUACACCUUCCCCUUGAUUCUCGCUGAUAUUUUCCUAUCACACAGAACUCCCGACACCUUUCUCCUGUCUGACCUCCUUUGACAACUGGUCCAUCACUAUAGCAAACAGGAAGGGGCUCAGAGCCGAUCCCUGAUGCAGUCCCACCUCCACUUUGAACUCCUCUGUCUGACCUACAGCCCCACUCACCACUGUCCUGCUCCUCUCAUACAUGUCCUGCACCACUCUGACAUACUUCUCUGCUACUCCUGACUUCCUCAUACAGUACCACAGCUCUUCUCUUGGCACCCUGUCAUACGCUUUCUCCAAGUCUACAAACACACAGUGCAACUCCCUCUGACCAUCCCUAUACUUCUCCAUCAAAAUUCUCAGAGCAAAAAUUGCAUCUGUUGUGCUCUUUCUGGGCAUGAAGCCAUACUGCUGCUCACAAAUUUCCACUACCUUCCUUAACCUAGCUUCCACUACUCUUUCCCAUAGCUUCAUUGUAUGGCUCAUCAACUUUAUCCCCCUAUAGUUGCUGCAACUCUGUAUAUCACCCUUAUUCUUAAAGAUCGGCACUAACACACUUCUUCUCCAUUCCUCAGGCAUCCUCUCACUCUCUAAAACCCUGUUGAACAAACUAGUCAAAAAUUCCACGUCUACCUCUCCUAGACAUUUCCAUACCUCCACCGGGAUGCCGUCAGGACCAACUGCCUUUCCACUUUUCAUCCUCUUCAAAGCCUUCCUGACUUCAUCCUUUCCAAUUUUAGUGACAUCACUUGCAGUCUUUAUUUAUUUAUUUUAUUUUAUUUUUUUAAUUAAAUUUUUUUUUUUUUUUACUGUUUUUACUUUUUUAAAUUUCCCAACAUUUUAUAACAGUAGCCAGGUGGCAAAGACAAGAAAAAAUAAACUAAAUUACAAUGUCACUUGCAAUCGCUACUUGGACUCUCUGCUACCUGCGACACUUGCAAUCGACACAAAUCGUGCGUGUUGCCAAUGGAUACAAGAAGCUGUGGUGGUGAUUAAACGAUUAAACCUAAUUCAGUACUAUAACGUACAGGGUCCUGCAAGAAAAAGACAAGACCGGGAAAGCUGUGGCCAGAACACCGGAAUAUGAACGUUUGUGCAAAGUCUCUCGCUAAUCGUUUUCCUCCCGUAGAAAAACAUAAACAAUUAACAUGGCUUAAUGUAUUAAGAUGCUAUUAAAAUAUCAAAUUAAAUAUACAGUUCAUUAUUUGAAUGAAUAUGGUGACACGUGUCCUGAGCUUUCCUCAGCGUCGCCCUGGAAACCGAGCAGUCACACCUGCACCUGCUUGUCACUGGCUAAGUGGCCACACCUUCACCCCAUCAAGUUCUAGUUAUUUAAACCCAGCAAACAAACGCAGAGGUGAGAGAUGGCAAGGGGAAACAGAACGUGAGCAUGCCGUGCUCUGUCUCGCCACUGGCCCGUGAACUCCGCUACCUGACCCCCUGAUCACCUAACCUGUACUUUGAUCUCUAUCAGCAGGUGACUGGGGCGAGGGGUUUCUCCAAGGAGCAGCACAAGGAUGACCGCCUCAAGCACUGUUGGGCCCAGGUGAGGGUUGCGGAAGGAAGAGAGCUCCAGCCAGAACCCCACUCAACGCCUCACUUUAUAGUGAAAAAUGGCCUGCUUUACAGUGUCGCGCAGCGGAGGGGGGGGGGGGGACCCUGCUUGUCGUCCUGUGCAGCAAGACAGGGGCAGUGAUAGAGAUAGCCCACGCACACCCGAUGGCAGGCCACCUAUGGGCUCAGAACACGAUCCAGCACUUCCGCGACCGAUUCCACUGGCCGGGCCUAGAAGACCGUUGGUUCUGCCAGGCCUGCCCAACCUUCCAAAGGACGCCACCUUGGACCCCUCCCGCCAGCCCGCUGAUACCGCUGCUCAUCAUUGAGGUGCCCUUUGAGCGGAUUGGGAUGGAUUUGGUGGGGCCGCUGCCGAAGUCCACCCGGGGGAUUGAACACAUCCUCGUCAUCGUAGAUUAUGCCACCCGCUACCCUGAGGCCACACCCCUCUGUAAAGCCAACAAGAAGUACAUUGCCCGGGAGCUGUUCCUCUUCUUCAGUCGGAUUGGCAUUCCCUCCCAGAUUCUGACUGACCAGGGCACCCCGUUCAUGUCCCGGAUGAUGGCAGAUGUCUGCAAGCUCUAGAGGUCCAACAGCUCUGCACCACGGUGUACCACCCCCAGACGGGCUCGUCGAGCGGUUCAAUCAGACCCUCAAACAGAUGUUGUGCCGAGUAGCGGCCGAAGAUAAGCGGGACUGGGUCAAGAUGCUACCCUAUAUGCUCUUUGGUGUCUGAUAGAUCCCUCAGGCCUCCACAGGCUUUACACUGUUCAAGCUGUUCUUCGGCCAACAGCCCCGCGGUCUGCUUGACGUUGCCCGAGAGGCCUGGGAACAACAGCCGGCGGUACACUGCACCACCGUGGAACACGUGUGCGAGAUGCGGGAGCGGAUCGACCAAGUCAUACCCAUUGCCCAGGAGCACCUCAUCAAGGCACAACAGGUGCAACAGCGGCACUACAACCGGGUGGCCCAACCGCGGGAGUUCCAGUGAGAAGACCACGUUCUGGUUCUGGUCCCCAAAGCCACCUGCAAGUUCUUGGCUAACUGGCAGGGGCUGUACACCAUCACCGAAGGUUGGCCCCGUUACGUACCAUGUGCGGCAACUGGGCAGAAGGAAAGAGGACCUGCUCUACCACAUCAAUCUCCUGAAGCGCUGGUUAGGGACUGUGCCUCAACUCUCUGCCUACACCAGCUCGACUCCCGUGGUUGUUGAUAUGGAUCUCCAACUCUCGGCCGCCCAGAAGUCGGAGCUGCAACACCUGUUAGUCAGUUUCCGGAUGUGUUCUCCCCCCAGCCUGGGCAGACCCACGUCCGCACACCACCGGGGACCAUCGUCCGGCAGCGGCCCUACCGUGUCCCGGAAGCUCGGCGACACACCAUCGAGGAAUAUGUGCAGGAGAUGCUGAGGUUAGGGGUAAUUGAACCGUCACGCAGCCCAUGGUCCAGCCCCAUUGUCAUGGUUCUAAAGCCUGACGGCACCCUCUGCUUCUGUAACGACUUCCGCUGCCCAAGAAAACUUGCAAUGUACAAUUUAACGCACUGCGUUCUGUACUCGUCUGCUUGCCUGUCUGGAGUUGAUCCUUUUUAAAUCACUUGUUAAGGCAUUCCAUAAUGCACGUUCAUAUUUGCUGGUCUGUAUAUACAUUGAGUCAACAACAAGACAUAUAGCCUAGGCCUACUGAAUUUUCUUUAUCAUCUUAGUCUGUUAUUAGGCCACAUUAAGCUUUUGCUGUAUGGGAGGACAAAGUUUGCGUAUUGCGUUCAUAGUCAUCUGCUUGCCUUGUAGUACAUUAAAUAGUAACUAUAUAUCGAAUUAGUUUUUUGAAUUGAACUUAAUGUAUCUUAAUACAUUUUGCCAUAUUAAGUGUUUGUUUUUUCUACAAGAGGAAGACGCUUAACGAAAGGCUAUGCAUUGCGUUUAUAUUCUGCUGUUCUGUGGCCACUGAUUUGCCGGUCCUGUCUUUUUCUUGCAGGACCCUGUACAAUAUAGUAGUAGGAGAGUGCAAGUGGUGAUUGCAAGUGACCUUGUAAUUUAGUUUCUUAUUUCUUAUCUUCACCACCUGGCUACUGUUGUAAAAUGUUGAGAGAUUCAUACAAAAAGUUACCAAUAAAUAGAAAAAAAUUAAAAAAUAAAGACUUCAAGUGACGUCGCUAGCGGAAGCACAAGUGUCUGAGAGUGCAAGUCUGAGAGUGCAAGUGCAAGUCUGCAGCCAAACCCUUCUCAUUGUUAGCAGUGAGCUUAACAAUGAGUUACCACAAUGUAAGUACUGCAAUGAAAGUCAUCUUGCAAAUAUAGUUUAUCUUCCUUCUUUGUUUUAAAAAUUGAUAAACUAUAUCAUAGCAGAAAUAUCAGUAAUAUCCAAGGGCCUUUUUCUGACAUGCAGAAUGUUUUUGAGAUGUUUUCUUAUCGUGUUUCUUUAGAUUUCUUUAAUAUGGAAGGCUGUUUCAGUCACAGAAUGAAAAUGCAUUGCAUCAUGUUAUCUUACAAUUUGGAAUUUUGAACGUCUUUAUUCUGAAUUUACAUUUAACAAUUCUAAGAUAAUAUAUCACAAAUCAAUUUUUUCUCUGAAUUGUUUACAUUAUUUCUGAUUUUGUCUCUGAUUUUUUUUUUUAAAUAACAAUUACAAUAUUUGUCUUGUAAUCACUAGUUUACUAAUAACUUAUUAUAAUUAUUACUAUUAUUCUUAUACCGUAACUGAAAUGCUUCCAUACUAUAAUAGGGUUUUGCUCUGGGUGUAAUAAAAAAAAGACAUUGCUUUCUGCUUAAUCAGAUUAGAUUGAUAAAUAAUAUCAGAAAUAUGGUAGGAAUUCAGUUAUAUUUUAUCACUUUACACAACAGAGAUUAAGGGGGGGGGGUGAAAUGCUCGUUUUCACUCAAUAUCCUGUUAAUCUUGAGUACAUAUAGAGUAGUACUGCAUCCUUCAUAACUCCAAAAAGUCUUUAGUUUUAUUAUAUUCAUAAGAGAAAGUUAGUCUGUACUGAUUUUUCCCGGAAAAACACGAGCGCCUGGAGGCAUGACGUGUGGGCGGAGCUAAAGAAUCACGAGCGCCAGUAGGCUUUUGCGUUAAGAGCAUGUGGAAACUGUGACAUUACCGUGAGGGAAAAACCAUCAUCCAAAACAAACCAUGGCUUACAGUCAGAUUCAGGCGUUUAUUUAUGAUCCAGAAUCAGAUCCCGAGGCUGAAACUGAACGAGAGCAGCAGCAGCAACGACUCGCUCCGAGCGGUGCUGGAACCCGGGUCUCCGGCAUGGGAGGGGACGCACUAACAAGGAGACAGAGAUAUUUUAAGCAGUUUUACUCACCGCCUGCGGUUCCAACACACGAUCGUGUCCCUUUUUCGUUGGGAUUGCAUCAUCCUUAAGAAAUAAACGAUACGCAAAUCCGUCGUCAAACUGGGCCUUGUUUGUAAAACAAGCAUCUUCGAAAUGCAGGGAACAAACAAAAACACUUGCACAACUCCGUUGAUGCUCUGUAAAAAUAAACUCCAUCCACUGGUCCCUUAAUGCUGUUUUUUUUUUUUUUUUUGGUAAUCUGUGCAGGGUUGUCUUGCCCUGGCAAGC